This is a messenger RNA of Mugil cephalus (flathead mullet), 1425 nucleotides long. RefSeq names its product CD9 antigen-like. The transcript is spliced from 8 exons. NCBI's taxonomy places the organism in Eukaryota, Metazoa, Chordata, Actinopteri, Mugiliformes, Mugilidae. The record is from RefSeq and is a predicted model, not a curated record. Gene Ontology annotation, cellular component: membrane. Bases 161 to 847 code for a protein of 228 amino acids.
CUGCCUCUUUAUGUGAGCGGCGGGUCGGUGCUGUCCGUCCUCCUCCGAGCUCCGCCGGAAAUCACCGAACAGAACCGAACCGCUCCGAGCUGAAGCGACGGCGACAGAUUAACGGAGACGUUUCAUAGUUUAAUAGCUGAUAAACAACAAAAAGACAAGGAUGACGGCUCUGACCAGCUGGGAGCUGUGUGUCAAAUACGCUCUAUUCAUCUUCAACUUCGUCUUCUGGCUCGCCGGGACCGGAGUCCUCGCUGUGGGACUCUGGCUUCGCUUCGACUCCAGGACAGAGGGGCUGUUUGAAGGGGAGGGAUCACCCUCCGUCUUCUUCACCGGCGUCUACAUCCUGAUCGCGGCCGGCGCCCUGAUGAUGGUCGUGGGCUUCCUGGGAUGCUGCGGAGCCAUCAAAGAGUCGCCGUGCAUGCUGGGAUUGUUCUUCCUCUUCCUGCUCAUCAUCUUCGCUGUGGAAGUGGCCGCUGGGAUCUGGGGUCUCUCCAACAAGGACCAGGUGGUGAACGACGUUACUGAGUUCUACAAGCAAACCUACGCCAACUACAAGGAAACCAAGCAGGAAGCUCUGAAGGAGACGCUUCGCCUCAUCCACUUCGGGCUGGACUGCUGCGGCCCAACGGGAACCGUGAUCGACGCCGCCAAAGAUAUCUGCCCCAAGAAGGAGGGGCUGGAGGUCCUCAUCACCACGAGUUGUCCGGCCGCCAUCGAGGAGAUGUUCAACAACAAGCUGCACAUCAUCGGAGGAGUCGGUAUCGGCAUCGGAGUCAUCAUGAUCUUUGGGAUGAUCUUCAGUAUGAUGCUCUGCUGCGCCAUCAAGAAAUCCAGAGACUUUGUGUAAACGCCAGGACUCCUCCACCUCCACCUCCUCCUCCUCCUCCUCCUCCUCCUCCUCCACGUUAACUCUCCUCCCGUUGUCUGUUAUUACUUUUAGAGUCUAAACCAUUUUAAUAACGGCCGUGCUCUGACCGUCUGGAUCCGUGCAGGAUGGACUAAUCGACCUGUGAGAGUACGGAUCCGUUCACCGACGCCUCUUUAGCUUUUUCCACUCGCUCGUCUCUGCUGCAGGAGAUUAAAUGUUCAAACAGGAGUAAACAGAACAAACAGGACGUUUAUAAUGACAGGAAGCAUCAAAAUAAAAUAAAAUCAUCGGUUGAUCGUCUUCAGGGUAAAGACUUUCAUUACGUCUCUGCUGCCCUCUGGUGGAAAUCUUGUUUUAUUAACUGAGCUGUAGUUUAACAGGUUUUCUGCAGCUAACGAAGGUCACAUUUUAUUUUUUACUUUUUUAAAUUUUUUUUUAUAUUAAAUCAAAUCUGAACUGUCGCGUUUUAUGCACAUUUUUGUUUUUUGUUUUUUUUGGAUUAAAGCAAUUACGAUUUGUGUCUUAAGAUGCCAAAUAAAUAAACUAAUAAACACAAA